Messenger RNA from Microdochium trichocladiopsis, 1881 nucleotides. RefSeq names its product major facilitator superfamily domain-containing protein. Gene Ontology annotation, biological process: transmembrane transport. The transcript has 3 exons. Gene Ontology annotation, molecular function: transmembrane transporter activity. The record is from RefSeq and is a predicted model, not a curated record. NCBI's taxonomy places the organism in Eukaryota, Fungi, Ascomycota, Sordariomycetes, Xylariales, Microdochiaceae. Bases 1 to 1881 code for a protein of 626 amino acids.
AUGCAGAGCCGCCAGCAACGUGAGGCCGAGAAGGCCCUCCACGAUCAGACAGACCUUCUCCCGCGGGGCAAGCUGCUGACGGUUCUCGCGGCCAUCUCCCUGACCCUGCUCGUCACCUUCAUCGACCAGAAUGGCAUUGGCGUCACCUUGCCCACCAUCGCCGCCGACCUCGAGGCCCACGAUACAAUCUCGUGGGCCGGCACCUCCUCGCUCAUCGCAAACACCGUCUUCCAGAUGCUCUACGGCCGCUUGUCGGACAUAUUUGGGCGUCGGAUCGUCUUCCUCACCGCCGUCGCCCUCCUCUCCCUCGCCGCGCUGCUGUGUGGCCUGUCCCGUGGCCCGGCCACCUUCUACGUGUUCCGCGGGCUCGCGGGCAUCGGUGGCGGCGGCAUCAGCAACCUCGCCAUGAUCAUUGUUAGCGACAUUGUCACCCUGGAGCAGCGCGGCCAGUACCAGGGCGUCAUCGGCGCCAUGGUCGGGCUGGGCAACGUCGCAGGCCCGUUUCUGGCGGCGGCCUUCAUCGCCAACACGGGCUCCUGGAGGGGUUUCUUCUACAUGGUCUCCCCGCUCGCCGCGCUGAUCGGCGCGGUCGCGUUCGCCAUGUUGCCGUCCAAGCCCCCGAGCGUGGGUGUCCGGGAGAGCCUGAAGAAGAUCGACUUCGCCGGGGUCCUGCUCUCGAGCACCGCCGUGAUCUUCCUGUUGAUCCCGAUCAGUGGAGGCGGUGCGUAUUUCCCCUGGGACUCGCCCAUGGUGAUCAGCAUGCUCGUCAUCGGUGUGGUGGCACUCGGCGCGUUUGUCCUGGUAGAAUGGAGGGUGGCCAAGUUGCCCAUGAUGCCAGGAUAUACCUGUGUGGUCGGUUUACUGACACUCUGCUGUACACCCGUUCGCGUUCGCCGUGCAGUCCAGAUAUUCCACAACCGCUGCGUGACGACCCUGCUCAUCCAGAGCUUCCUGUUCGGCAGCGUCUACCAGUCCUACCUCUAUUACCUGCCCAUGUAUCUGCAGAACGCCAGGGGCUUUUCCGUGCUCGAAUCUGCGGGCUUCACCGCCAUCACCGUGGCCAUACAGGCGGUCGCCUCUGUCUGUUCCGACCAGUACAUGUCCUGGACCCAGCGGUAUGGCGAGGUGAUUUGGAGCGGCUUCGGGUUGUGGACACUCGGGUGCGGCCUCACGCUACUGUACACGCGCUCGUCCUCCCGGGGCAUCAUCGCCCUGCCUCUAGUCCUCAACGGCCUCGGCGUGGGCUGCAUCUUCCAGCCGACCCUCGUCGCGCUGCAGUGCCACGUCCCGCGCGGCCGCCGCGCCGUCAUCAUCUCGAACCGCAAUUUCUUCCGCUGCGCCGGCGGCGCCGUCGGCCUGGCCGUCUCCGCGUCGGUCCUGCAGGCCGGGCUCCGCGCCAGCCUGCCUCGCGGGUUCGCGUCGCUCGCGGGCAGCACCUAUGCCGUGCCGUCGCGGGAAGCCCUGCUCGAGCUGGCCGGCGGGGAUGCCGGCGCCGUCGAGCAGGUCCUGGACGCGUACAUGGCGGCUAGCCGGUGGGUGUUUAUUCUGCAGGUCCCGCUGAUGGGGCUGUGCUUGUUGGGCUGCUUCCUGGUCAGAGACCGGGGGAUGGGUCCGCACGAGGGAGAACCGGUAGAAAGAGUCACGGGAGAGCAGCUUCCGCCGACAGGGGACGGCGGAGGAGGAGAGACGGGCAAGUUGGGAGUAGGCGCGGUCGCGAGGCGUGAUAGUGAAAGAACUCAGGAUGGUGCCGAAGGAGGACACACCGAGCUAGAGCUGGUCGAAGCCGGUCAUGGAUCGGUGGCAGUCAGGAAUUCAGCCAAAGCUGAGCAGGUCGAGACUAAAAGCGAGGAAGGGAAGACACAGAUGGCCUCCGUCCAGUAG